AUGCUGCAUUUACAGGAAUAUAUGGAAAUUCUGGUUUGGAACAAUGUAAACAUUGUUAUAAAUGUACUGAAAAUCUUCCAUGCAGUCUUCUCUUUGUCUCGUUGGAAGAAUAAGAAGUUCAGAGAAAAGAAAUCAAAUUUGUGUGAAUGCAAUGUCAAACAAGUUGGAGACAUUUGGAUUCCACCAAAGGUGCAAAUAAGCAAUGCGGGAACUCAAACGUACGAUAAUGAAGAAGAUGAGAGAAUUGCUUCCAUGGAUAUGUUUGGUUCAGACUUAGACUUUUGGGAUUUUGAAAUUUCAACAAUUCAAGCACAGUGGCCCAAAGAGACAAUUGAUGAUAGUGGGAGCCAGGAUGAAGCAGUUGCAGUAGAAGAGGGUAUGUUUUCUUUGUAUGAAAUGUUUGGCGAUUUCCAUACAAUGUAA
Molecule: messenger RNA, 423 nt
Organism: Saccostrea cuccullata (small rock oyster)
Lineage: Eukaryota; Metazoa; Mollusca; Bivalvia; Ostreida; Ostreidae
Exons: 6
Coding region: 1-423 (140 amino acids)
Source: RefSeq, a predicted model, not a curated record